This is a messenger RNA of Rhodamnia argentea, 699 nucleotides long. RefSeq lists its product as uncharacterized. Lineage: Eukaryota; Viridiplantae; Streptophyta; Magnoliopsida; Myrtales; Myrtaceae. The coding region runs from base 1 to 699 and encodes 232 amino acids. The record is from RefSeq and is a predicted model, not a curated record. The transcript has a single exon.
AUGGGCAACUUUGCAUCAAUCCACCAUCAACAACCUAGGCCCGCCUCAAUAGUCCUCCUAUACGAUGGCUCAACCCGAGAGUUCGAGCACCCGCCGACGGUGGCUGAGCUAAUGCUGGACCACCCGCGGCACGUGGUGGCGGAGUUCCGCUCCGCCGUCGAGGGGUCCCGCCGGCCGACCGCACUGCCGGCCGACCAGACUCUCGAGGCCAAGAAACUCUACGUCAUGCUCCCCAUGACGAACAAGCUACAGGGACACGGCCACCGUGGCAACAAGCUGCCGCCGCUGUCGGCCGAGGAAUCACGCCACUUCCUCUCAAUGGCGAACUCAGCCCUCCGGUCGCGUCCUUUUAACUCGAAGCCGAAGGGGGCGUUCAUGCCGGUGCUAUCGAGGGUGUGCGCCGACACUGACGAUCACACGGGCGGAGGGAGGAGAUCAUCGUCCUUGAGCGGAGCUGUCUCGUUGAAGGAGGAGGAGGAGGAGGCGGCGGCAGCGGCAGCACAUGCUGGGGGGACGCACGUGCGGGAGCUUAGGGAGAUGAUGUCGGAGAACAGCAAUGACAUGAGGAUGGUGAUGAUGAGCAGGCAGGUCUCAGGGAAGGCUUGGAGACCAAGCUUGGAGGCUAUCAUGGAGAAGAAAGUGGAGGUGAAGCCCCCCACUACCUGUUUCAACAUGGGAAAUGAUUCAAAAAGCAAUUAG